Miscanthus lutarioriparius is the source of this 825-nucleotide messenger RNA. NCBI's taxonomy places the organism in Eukaryota, Viridiplantae, Streptophyta, Magnoliopsida, Poales, Poaceae. The record is from the annotation of a GenBank genome assembly.
AUGGCUGGAUCUCGACGCCGCCCUUUCCGCACCCGUGGGAGCUGGAUCCAGCGGGUUAGGCGCUCCACGCAUCGAGGUGCGAAGCUGGCCAGCAACAACAGCGAGGGGAGCCCCAAGCGCCCAGUUAAGGUGUUGGUCGUCGAUGCCAAUGCGGGCGGCGGCGCUGAUGGGAGCCCCAUGUGCGUCCCUGUGUUUGGGGGCGACGAUGGAAUCCCAAGAUCCAUCGACAAGAUUGGGGAAGGCGAUGUCCCCAACAUGUGCGACGGGAUUGGGGAAGGCGGCGCGAGCUCCGUGCCUGUCCUCAAGAUGUGCAACGAGAUUGGGGAAGGCGGCACGAGAUCCGUGCCUAUCCCCAAGAUGUGCGACGGUGGUACAAGACAGAAGGAACCCGUGAAGCUGGGGCCAAUGGCGGUGACGGGAGCCCAGAGCACGUCCUCAAUAUUGGGCGUAGUCGCCAUCGCAUCGAUCACCUUGGCCAGUUGUAUGUCCUUGACUCCGAAGAUGAAGGCAUCGGCAUGGAGGCAGGACUUUAUGUCCCUGAUUUGGAGGAGGAAGAUGGACAUGGUCAUGGCAGGUGAUGUUGAUGGGCGCUACAACUGUGGACGUGCAGUGGUGGCAUCUAUAGCCAGCAACAAGUCCGAGAAGAUGACCAUGGCCACAAAUCCGGUCAUCAAGGCUGCCUUGGUCCAGGCUGCUGUGGACGUCCCUAUGGGGGAUGUCGCCACCGCUGCUAACGAACUACACCUAGAGAUGGUUCAACACUUGAAGGUCAUGUGUGAUGAUGAAAUGAUAUGUACGUAUGCUGGUGUGCAUGGUUUGGUUUGA